This is a messenger RNA of Ziziphus jujuba (common jujube), 3066 nucleotides long. Its product is annotated as sucrose synthase 7-like. The record is from RefSeq and is a predicted model, not a curated record. The transcript has 15 exons. Bases 101 to 2839 code for a protein of 912 amino acids. Lineage: Eukaryota; Viridiplantae; Streptophyta; Magnoliopsida; Rosales; Rhamnaceae. Gene Ontology annotation, molecular function: sucrose synthase activity. Gene Ontology annotation, biological process: sucrose metabolic process.
ACCCACAAACACAAAACCAUUUUCUAAAUAUAACAAUAUAUCUUUUCCUUUCCUCUUUAGGAAACCAAGUAGUUUUUCUUCUUCCUUUUGUGUUGUGAAAAUGGCUUCCAACGCUGAGCUCAAAAGGUCUGAUUCAGUUGCAGAAGCCAUGCCUGAUGCAUUGAGGGAGAGCCGCUAUUACAUGAAGAAAUGCUUUGCCAGGUUUGUGGCGGAGGGUAAAAGGCUAAUGAAAUACCAAGAAAUAAUGGAAGACAUGGAAAAAGCAAUAGAAGAUAAGGCUGAGAGGAACAAAGUUUUGGAAGGCUUGCUUGGUUUUAUUUUGAGUUCCACUAAAGAGGCGGUGGUGGUGCCACCAUAUGUUGGUUUUGCGAUAAGACCAAGUCCUGGUUACUGGGAAUAUGUUAAAGUGAAUGCUGAUGAUCUUCAAGUUGAGGCCAUUACUGUUUCAGAUUUCUUGAGACUUAAAGAUUUGAUCUUCGACGAGAACUGUCAAGGUGCUCGGAAAAUUAUGAAUUUUGGAUGCAGGGCAAAUGAUGAACAUGCUUUGGUGUUAGACUUUGGAGCCAUGGACUUCUCUAUACCACGCACCACCCUUCCUUCUUCUAUUGGAAAUGGAGUGACCUACAUCUCCAAGUUCAUGUCCUCAAGGCUAAGUGACAAGUCUGAUAGUGGAAAGCCUUUGCUUCACCACCUCAAAUCUCUUAAUUACAAAGGAGAGAAUCUUAUGAUCAAUGAGUGCCUGAACACAGCUGAAGAGCUUCAGAGUGCGCUGAUCGCUGCUGAAGCAUUUGUCUCCACCCUCCCAAAAGACACACCAUAUAAGAAAUUUGAACAAAGGCUCAAGAAAAUGGGGUUUGAGAAAGGAUGGGGGAAUACAGCAGAAAGAGUUAGAGAGACAAUGAAGACAUUUGCUGAUGUACUCCAAGCACCAGACCCAGCAAAGUUGGAGUCCAUCUUUAGCAGGCUUCCAGGCAUUUUCAACAUUGUAAUCUUCUCUCCUCAUGGCUACUUUGGCCAGUCAGAUGUCCUUGGAUUGCCCGAUACUGGUGGCCAGGUGGUUUACAUUCUUGAUCAAGUAAGAGCAUUGGAGGAAGAAUUGCUCCUAAGAAUAAAGCAGCAAGGCCUCAGCGUCAAGCCUCAUAUUCUAGUGGUGACAAGACUUAUACCAGAUGCUCGAGGAACGAAGUGCAACCUGGAGCUGGAGCCUAUUUUCGGCACUAAGCAUUCGCAAAUCCUUAGAGUUCCAUUCAGAACAGAGAAUGGAAUUCUUCGCCAAUGGGUUUCUCGCUUCGAUAUCUAUCCUUACCUUGAGAGAUUUACCCAGGAUGCCACUGCAAAGAUUAUUGAACACAUGGAAUGCAAACCGGACCUUGUAAUAGGGAACUACACAGAUGGAAAUUUGGUGGCAUCUUUGAUGGCUACCAAACUUGGAAUAACUCAGGGAACAAUUGCUCAUGCUCUAGAAAAGACCAAGUAUGAAGAUUCAGACGCCAAAUGGAAAGAAUUGGAUCCAAAGUACCAUUUUUCAUGUCAGUUCACAGCUGAUAUCAUCUCGAUGAAUGCAACAGAUUUCAUCAUAACAAGCACAUAUCAAGAAAUUGCAGGAAGCAAGGAUAGACCAGGACAAUAUGAAAGCCAUACAGCAUUUACCAUGCCGGGACUUUGUCGAGUAGUCUCAGGCAUCAAUGUGUUUGAACCAAAGUUCAACAUUGCUGCUCCUGGAGCUGACCAAUCUGUCUACUUUCCCUAUACAGAGAAAGAAAGGAGGUUUACAAGUUUUCAUCCUGCCAUUGAAGAAUUACUCUACAACAAGAAAGAUAACGAUGAGCACAUAGGGUAUUUGGAAGACAGGAAGAAACCGAUCAUCUUCUCAAUGGCACGACUAGAUACUGUGAAGAACAUUACAGGACUAACCGAGUGGUAUGGAAAGAACAAGAAGCUGAGAAGUUUGGUAAAUCUUGUGGUUGUAGCUGGAUUUUUUGAUCCAUCCAAAUCAAAAGAUAGAGAAGAAAUUGCAGAAAUAAAAAAGAUGCAUUCCCUGAUAGAGGAAUACGAACUUAAGGGCCAGUUCAGAUGGAUAGCAGCUCAAACUGAUAGAUAUCGAAAUGGAGAAUUGUACCGGUGUAUUGCAGAUACAAAAGGAGCUUUUGUGCAGCCUGCUCUCUAUGAGGCAUUUGGUCUAACAGUAAUUGAGGCGAUGAACUGUGGAUUGCCUACCUUCGCAACGAAUCAAGGAGGCCCUGCAGAAAUCAUUGUUGAUGGUGUUUCAGGCUUCCAGAUUGACCCCAGUAAUGGCUUGGAAGCAAGUAACAAGAUUGCUGGCUUCUUCGAAAAAUGCAAGACGGAUGCUGAACAUUGGAACAAGAUGUCAAAUGCAGGUCUUCAGCGAAUAAACGAAUGCUAUACAUGGAAAAUAUAUGCAAACAAAGUGUUGAACAUGGCAUCCUCUUAUAGAUUUUGGAGGCAUCUAUACAAGGAUCAGAAGCUAGCUAAGCAAAGAUAUAUUCAGAUGUUUUACAGUCUCCAAUUUAGGAAUUUGGUGAAGAAUGUUCCAAUCCCCUCUGAGGAACCACAACAGCCAACAGCAGCACCAUUAAUAACACCUGCACCCCAGAAAGCCAAACCUGCAGUGGUUUCUAAACCCCCAAUGGUCUCUAAACCCCCAGAAGCAGCAAAACCACCAACAAUUGAACCAAUGACAAUAAAAAAGGGUGAAGAUUCACAGAGGAAGCAGCUUGCGACCCCACAAGGCAAUACCGCAUUUACUUUAUUGUGCUUUCUUGUUGGUUCUUUCUUCAUCAUAUAUUACGUGGUUAACAAGUUGUAUAAAAGCGAAUGAAAUGUGAAUUUGUUGCUUCUGUACAAUGAGUAGAGAUGUCUACGUUUAUGCUGAAGGAAUAAACGAAUGUAAUAUCAUAUACUAAAGGAAUUCUCUAUAUGUAUGAGCAAAACAAAAAGAAAACUGAAGUAGAUUUGAAAAUGUUCGUAUUAUUUUUGGCAUUCUCAAAAUAAUCUUAAUUGCUUUCAGAUAUAUGUUCAUAUCUAAAUCUUCAAUAUAUGAUAAUC